Molecule: messenger RNA, 1089 nt
Organism: Didymosphaeria variabile
Lineage: Eukaryota; Fungi; Ascomycota; Dothideomycetes; Pleosporales; Didymosphaeriaceae
Exons: 1
Coding region: 1-1089 (362 amino acids)
Source: RefSeq, a predicted model, not a curated record
AUGUCACCCAAAAGCAGAGGCAAGCCGCUGCCUGUUGGCCUCCGGUCGAGAUCGACACCCAAUCUUCCAUCACCACAGUCCCCAGACAGCGGGAAGCCAUACAAUGAGCCAGGCGUGCCCGCGAACCGGCCUACACCUGCCCCGCACACUUCCCCGACGGAGCCAGCGUCUGUCAAGAAUGAUACUGAGGGCGAGGACGAGGACGAGGACGAGGACGAGCUGAUGCUUGGUUCGGGGGAUUCUGAAGGAUCUGAGUCUGACGAGGUGGACGAGGCGCCUUCAGCGCGUCGGCCACUGUACGCGUCGCGUUCCUACACCCAGCUCCCGCACGCGACCAGCACACUCUACCCGCCAUUCUACAAUCGGCCACCGGUUCCACUUCCUCCUUCACCUUCGUUGACGUCGCUCUUACGACCGUCAUUUAGCACCACGACAUCGCGACGGACGACGCCAGACUCUUCGGAUGUGGACGUGUCUACUGGCACCAGAACGCCUGCAUCGACUACGAACCUCGCAAGUAUCACAAAGUCUGCGCGCCACGCGCCCUUGGUGCCUCGCGCGUCUCCCAAGGUACCCACUUAUGAGUACUAUGGCUUUGCGCUAUAUCUCGCUAGCUCUGCCGCCUUCUUGCUGUACAUUGUGUGGGCCUAUGUUCCAUCUCCGCUGCUGCAUCAGAUGGGCAUCCACUACUAUCCGAAUCGCUGGUGGGCUCUCGCUGUGCCCUGCUGGCUAGUUGCCCUGGUCGUCUACAUCUACGUGGCUCUCGCAAGCUACAACACGGGAUACCUCACGCUCCCAAUGAGCAGUUGUGAGAAUCUCGUAGACGAGACGGCCCAGAUUGCCUUGGUCGACAAACGGACUGGGGAGAUUGUUCGGGGCCAGCCGUCCCAGUCAUCGCAAGCACAUGGCAAAGAUAAGGCUGGACAAGCCGAUGUGACAAGCGGCCGAAGAGAUUCGCAUCCGGCAUGCCGGUGGAGUGCCGCGGAAAAAGCUGACUGGAAGAGCUACUGGAGCAUCAGCACAGACGCAGUCAUGGACGUGCCAAUUGGCGGCGUCUGCGAGAUACUGUAUGGCGGCGAGGAUGAGUGA